AUGACAUCCAAAGGAGAGAGAGACAGCAAAAAGCCAAAAGAAAAUAACAAACGCAAGCGAGACGAUAGCUCUAAGAACUCUGGUGAUACCCAUAGCUCGACCAAACGAGUGAUUCUCCAUGAUGCGCAGCUUCUCGCUCCUGGUGAAAAUAAGUCCGUCAACAGGCCGCGCAACGUGGCUGCGAGCCUCGUGAACGAUAAGAAAAAACCACACCCAAACCUACAGGAGAAAGCCAAAGCACUCUUCGAGGUGCGGAAGCAACUGCCCAUAUUUGCGCACGCGGAGGAGAUUCGCCAGCACCUCCGACGGACAGAUGUUAUGCUUCUUAUCGGCGAAACCGGCAGCGGGAAGAGUACCCAGGUGCCGCAGUUUCUGGUCGAUGAGGAAUGGUGUCGUGCGAAGACGGCAAAAGUGACUGGUCUUGCGCCGGCGCCGUUGUCGUCGUCGUCGUCCACUUCGCAUGGGAAGAAGACCCGCGCCAAGAUAGAAGUUGGCGGCUGCAUUGCCAUCACGCAGCCGAGACGUGUGGCCGCAGUGUCGUUAGCGAGGCGGGUUGCAGAGGAGAUGGGGACGCCGUUGGGCAACUCGUCGCCGGCGAGUAAGGUUGGGUACUCGGUUCGAUUUGAUACGUCGACGUCGCCGAGCACGCGCGUGAAGUUUUUAACCGAUGGGAUGCUACUCCAGGAGAUGCUGAGUGACCCUUGGUUGACGAAGUAUAGUGCGGUCGUGGUGGAUGAGGUUCACGAGCGAGGGGUUAAUGUGGAUCUCUUGUUGGGUUUCUUGAGACAGCUGGUUUCUGGGCUGAAGGAAGGGAGAGGCGGAGUACCAUUGAAGGUGGUGGUAAUGAGUGCUACGGCUGAUAUGGAGAGCUUACUUGCCUUCUUCAAGGAGGGAUUCGAUAGGUGUGCGGCGCCUGGCCGGACCGUUGAUACUCCUCUAGAGGCAGCGAAGAGUAUGUCUGGUUCGGGGGAGGCAGACGGGAAUGAGACGCCUCGCGCGGAACCCGCUGUCUGCCAUAUCAAAGGCCGGAUGUUUCCUGUCACAACAAUAUAUUCGCCAGAACCGGUACCGGACUUCGUUGAUGCCGCGCUGAAAACAAUAUUCCAGAUACAUUAUAAGGAGGCCCUUCCUGGUGAUAUUCUGGUCUUUCUUACUGGCCAAGAAACCGUCGAAUCUCUUGAGAAUAUGAUCAAUGACUACGCUCAUGGCAUGGAUCCUUCGCUGCCAAAAGUUCUAGUGGCCCCAUUAUUUGCGGCAUUGCCCCAAGCCGCUCAGCAGCGUGUCUUUCUCCCAGCACCGCCAAGAACACGCAAGGUCAUCUUGGCUACAAAUAUUGCUGAGACAUCAGUGACUGUUCCUGGGGUCCGUUAUGUUGUCGACUGUGGAAAGGCGAAGAUGAAGCAGUUCCGGGCGCGCCUAGGCCUCGACUCGCUUCUCGUAAAGCCCAUUUCUAAAUCAGCGGCAAUUCAGAGAAAAGGCCGUGCGGGUCGUGAAGCCCCUGGCCAAUGCUACCGGCUAUACACAGAGAAGGACUAUCUGGUGUUACAAGAAACCAAUACUCCAGAAAUCUUGCGAUGCGAUUUGACUCAUGCAAUACUGACCAUGAAGGCACGGGGCGUAGACGACAUCCUGGGCUUCCCGUUUCUCACACCUCCUCCUCGAGAAGCCAUUGAGAAGGCUCUGCUGCAAUUGUUCAACCUUCAGGCAUUAGAGGAAACGGGGAAAGUCAGCCCCGUAGGAAGGCAAAUUGCGAAACUUCCCCUGACAGCACCUCUCGGGCGUGUCCUCCUCGCCGCAGCAGAUCACGGCCGGAGCUGUUUGCAGGAUGUCAUUGACAUUAUUUCUAGUUUGAGCGUUGAGAACGUUUUCCUUAGCACGGCGUCCGAGGAAAAGAAGGAAGAGGCAGAGAAGGCUAGACGGGACCUUUACCGGAGAGAAGGGGACCAUUUGACGAUGCUAGCCACAGUGCGCGCAUAUGCGGCGGAAAAUUCAGACCGCAAGGCCUGGGCAGAGAGGCAUAUGGUUUCGCAUCGAGCCAUGCAGUCCGUGAUGGAUGUCCGCAAGCAACUGAUUGCUCAAUGCAAGCAAGCCAAACUCAUUGACGCUCCGAAACAAGCGAACGGGGAAAGGCAAAAUACGCUCGCAACCCCCAACGCGGCGGAAAACUACGAUUCGGUCGGCAUAUUGAGAAGUUUUCUGGCGGGCUUUGCAUGCAACACGGCCCGGCUGUUCCCAGACGGCAGCUACAAGACGAUCGUCGGCCACCAAACGGUGGCGAUCCACCCGUCCAGCGUGCUCUUCGGGCGCAAGGUCGAGGCGAUCAUGUACAACGAGUAUGUGUUUACGAACCGCAGCUAUGCGCGAGGGGUCAGCGCGGUGCAGAUGAGCUGGGUGGGCGAGAUGCUAGCCGGCGCUCCUUAG
Molecule: messenger RNA, 2421 nt
Organism: Ophidiomyces ophidiicola
Lineage: Eukaryota; Fungi; Ascomycota; Eurotiomycetes; Onygenales; Onygenaceae
Gene: prh1
Product: Salivary acidic proline-rich phosphoprotein 1/2
Exons: 2
Coding region: 1-2421 (806 amino acids)
Cellular component (GO): catalytic step 2 spliceosome; intracellular anatomical structure
Molecular function (GO): RNA binding
Source: RefSeq, a predicted model, not a curated record